Messenger RNA from Tupaia belangeri chinensis (Chinese tree shrew), 1033 nucleotides. RefSeq names its product uroplakin 3A (gene UPK3A). Gene Ontology annotation, biological process: water transport; urea transport. The record is from RefSeq and is a predicted model, not a curated record. NCBI's taxonomy places the organism in Eukaryota, Metazoa, Chordata, Mammalia, Scandentia, Tupaiidae. Gene Ontology annotation, cellular component: plasma membrane. The coding region runs from base 32 to 895 and encodes 287 amino acids. The transcript is spliced from 6 exons.
GCCCCUGUGCUCCACUGGCUCCUCCCAGGCGAUGCCUCCGCUCUGGGUCCUGCUGGCCCUGGGCUGCCUGCGGUUGGGCUUGGCUGUGGACCUCCAGCCCCAGCUGGCCAGUGUGACUUUCGCCACCAACAACCCCACGCUGACCACCGUGGCCUUGGAAAAGCCUCUCUGCAUGUUCGACAGCUCAGAGCCCCUCGCGGGCACCUAUGAGGUCUACCUCUAUGCCCUGGUCGACUUGGCUGGUUCCAGGAACGCCUCCGUGCAGGACAGCACCAAGGUCCCACUCAGUGCCACCUUCCAGCAGACUGAGGGCGGGAGGACAGGUCCCUACAAGGCUGCGGCCUUCAGCCUGACCCCCUGCAGUGACCUGCCCAGCCUGGAUGCCGUUGGGGACGUGUCCCAGGUUUCAGACAUCCUGAAUGCAUACCUGAUCAGGGUGGGCGCCAAUGGGACCUGUCUGUGGGACCCCAACUUCCAGGGCCUCUGCAACCCACCCCUGUCUGCAGCCACGGAGUACAGGUUCAAGUACGUCCUUGUCAAUAUGUCCACGGGCUUGGUACAGGACCAGACCCUGUGGUCAGACCCCAUCCGCACCAGCCAGCUCACCCCGUACUCAGCCAUCGACACGUGGCCCGGCCGGCGGAGUGGAGGCAUGAUCGUCAUCACCUCCAUCCUGGGCUCCCUGCCCUUCUUCCUGCUCAUGGGCUUUGCUGGGGCCAUCGUGCUCAGCUUCGUGGACAUGGGAAGUUCCGAUGGGGAAACGACGCACGACUCCCAGAUCACGCAGGAAGCCGUCCCCAAGUCCCUGGGGACCUCAGAGCCGUCCUACACGUCUGUGAACCGGGGACUGCCCCUGGACAGGGCCGAGGUGUAUUCCAGCAAGCUCCAGGACUGAGCUAGCCCUGACGGCAGGUCCUCCCUGCCCACCUGGCCCAGGGAUAGCUGGUGCCCACACCCUGAGUGGACAGAAGGUGAACAGGGUGGGUGGGUCUGGCUGCAGGAAAACUCUUAAUAAAACCUCCCCAUGGUUUCG